Alternaria postmessia is the source of this 1989-nucleotide messenger RNA. RefSeq lists its product as uncharacterized. The coding region runs from base 1 to 1989 and encodes 662 amino acids. Gene Ontology annotation, biological process: tRNA processing. The transcript is spliced from 3 exons. The record is from RefSeq and is a predicted model, not a curated record. NCBI's taxonomy places the organism in Eukaryota, Fungi, Ascomycota, Dothideomycetes, Pleosporales, Pleosporaceae. Gene Ontology annotation, molecular function: ligase activity, forming carbon-nitrogen bonds; ATP binding.
AUGCUGGCUAUGCGAGACGGUGUCUUGAAGGAGGAACAGAGCCAUCAUGUAGCCAAAAAGCAUCGUUCGGGUGGAAUAGGUAUUGCUAUUAGUGGGGGUGUCGACUCAAUGGCACUUGCCGCGCUGUAUACACAGUCCCGAAGAAAGAACUCUGAGCUACCCAGUGCUCAUGGAUUCAUCGUGGAUCACCGAGUGAGACCCGAGAGCACCGAGGAAGCCGAAUGGGUUGCAUCGCAGUUACGCUUGAAGUUUGACAUGGACUCCACCAUUCUUCCGCUCACAUGGCCCGACGGCUUCAACCUCAAGGACGUGAGGCGAUUCGAAACCGAAGCGCGCACACUUCGCUACCAAGCACUAGGCCGAGCAUGUAGAAGCAUGAAGAUCGCACGUCUCAUGGUGGCGCAUCAUGCAGACGACCAAGCGGAGACGGUCAUGAUGAGGUUGGCGAAUAACAGACUACGGUCGGGGCUCCAAGCAAUGCAGCAUCAAGAGUGGAUACCAGAGUGCGAGGGCAUGUAUGGUGUGUACCACAGUGGUGAAUACCAGAAGCCAAAUCGCAAGCUAGACAUACCAUUCCCCGUCGAGCGUGGAGGCAUACAUAUUUUCCGGCCACUGUUGACAUUUGAGAAGACAAGACUUAUCGCAACGUGUGAAGAGAUGGGUGUGGCUUGGGCAGAGGACAAAACGAACCAGAUAAGAACGCUUACAUCCCGCAACGCUAUACGGCAUAUCUACAAGAACUACAAACUCCCAGAGGCUCUGAGCGUCAAGUCGCUGGUUGAUGUUUCGCAACAUAUGCAAGAGCGCAUUAAGCGACACAAAGCCCUCGCCAACGAACUCUUCGACAAGUGCCUGAUAAAGCUCGACAUACAGACAGGCUGCCUUGUGGUCCGAUUCCCUCCUUUUUCCGACCUACUGCCCCAGCGAGGCUAUGCCGAAGCCGACAAGACCGAUAAGACCUACGCGAAGAACACAGCAUAUUGCCUACUAGAACGUGUGGCAGAAUUGGUCACGCCCAGCUCCAAGACGCCUCUGGGGCCACUCGCUGCAACCGUUCAUCGCAUCUAUCCCGAACUUGAGGACUUGGAGGAAGACGAGCAGAUUGGGCACUGGAAUGGGGUGCGAAAGAAGAACUACUGCGUCUACAAUCUGUGGUGGCGUUUUUGGGACCAAACUUCGCCAUUUGACAAGCAUGAGCACCAAGAAGCAGGCAUCGAUUCAUCUCUACCUCAUCCACGAGAAUGGCUGCUCACGCGGCAACCCCUCGAUGCACACGAGAUAUCAGAUACUCAGAAUCAGAUCGUCUAUCCCCCGCGGAUGCCGCCAAGAGAAGAGAGAAGAAGACUGGUCGAUGGCCGUUACUGGAUCCAACUGAAUAACCGUCUUACAUACGACACACUGAUCAUGCGCAUCUUCUCGAAAGACGACAUGCGCCACUUACCAACUUCUCAGCAAAACAAAACUCAGAUGCUGGAGCCUGACGAUGUUCGUCCCUACCGCUACAUUAUGGCCGCCUUUGAUCUACUGAAACCAGCCGACCUACGUUUUACCCUGCCUGCCGUUUUCCGAAAAGACGUUCGAACAGGUAAGGAAACUCUAGUAGGGUUUCCAACGCUCGACGUGAGCGUCAACUGCAUGGGAGCACCAGAUUUCUGCUCGUGGAGCGUGCGCUACAAAAAGAUCAACUUUGGGUCACGGUCGGCGGCUGAUAUCAUUGUUCCGGGUAGCUCCAGAAAGGACAUCGUUGCUCACGAGAUGAGGGGGAGGAUGGUUCUUGAAGGUGUGGAAAAGGCACGGGAGGCAAAGAUACGGAAGACAAAGAGGAAGCAGUACCAUGAGAAAGUCCACAGCGACACCCACACAAGACACAAGCGCAUGGUACGUUUUGACGGAAGAGACAGCAGGAGAAGAGAGUGGAAAGCAGCUGCCGAUGAUGUGCAGAGAAGUAUGCAAGCAGAAACAGAUUCACUAAGCUUUCCAAAGGAGUAA